CGAACACAUAGCAGUGAAAUAUUUGAAUAAAAUUCAUUAUCUUUUCUGUGCUACCAUAAUGCGCCAUUAAAUUUCAAAUAGGUAUUUACCUACCUAUGUUUCAGCGACAUAUCACUGAGAAAAAGUUUUUUCUCAGGCUCGGUCACAGACUUUUCUAUUUAGAAAACGAUGCUCUACAGUUUCUUCAGGUUAAUUGCUCAGGAGAGUACCAAACGGGCUCUGUCGCUGACGAUGCUGGAUUUUUCAAAACCUCCAAAUAUCUUGCUAAUGACGCCGUUUUAAAAAUAUGUGUUUAUGUUAAAUCAGGUGAUCGAAUGAAGGUUAUGCAUGCUCUUACAUGUUUCUGUUCAAUUCAAUUAAUUCCCACUUACUUGUUUGGAGAGUUUCGCGAAUUGUCAACUGUGUUAAAAUUAAACGUGUUUGCGAUAAUUGGCCUACAAGAAAAUAUUCUACAAUGGUGAGUCUACAUGGAAGAGGUCUUCAUUUUGUAUUCAAAAUACCAGACCGCAAAAAUACUAUGGACUUUUACAGAAAAGUUUUAGGAAUGAAAGUAUUGCGACAUGAAGAGUUCAAAGAAGGAUGUGACGCUCAAUGUAAUGGAGCAUACGAUGGCCGUUGGAGUAAAACGAUGAUUGGAUAUGGCUCAGAACAUGAAAACUUCGUCAUUGAGUUGACUUACAAUUAUGGAGUUAAAUCGUACGAUAAAGGGAAUGAUUUCAUGGGAAUAACCAUUCAAGAUGGUGAAAUUUUAAAAAGAGCUAAAAAAGAGAACUGGCCCAUUGCUGAUGAAAAUGUUCUAGAAGCUCCAGGCGGCUACAAGUAUUUUAUUGUGGAUAAACCUAUACCAGAUGAUAAAGAUCGUCUCCUAAAAGUUACCCUAAGUUCUUCAAACCUGGCCAAAUCAAUAAAUUUCUGGAAUGGCAUUCUUGGCUUGAAGAUUUUUGAUCAGACAGAAAAAUCGGCCACUUUUGGAUUUGAUGAUAAAGGAACUAAACUUCAAUUAGAAUAUAUCGGUGGUCCAAUUGACAGACGCCAAGCCUAUGGUCGUAUCGCGUUCUCCAUUCCUUAUGCUGAACAAGAACUUUUGUCCAAACAUGUUACCGAAAAGAAGCAAACAAUUUUGAAUCCUUUGCUGACUCUGGACACUCCUGGCAAAGAAACUGUCAGAGUUCUUAUCUUGGCCGAUCCUGAUGGACAUGAAAUUUGCUUUGUAGAUGAUGAAGGCUACAGAAAAUUAUCGGAACCUGAUUUUGAAAGCGAAAGAGUACUGAACCUACAAAUUGAAAAAGAUAUAUAGAUUAUAAAAAAAAAAACGUUUUUUUUUUUUUUUACCAUUUAAAACGAAACAGGCUAAAUAUCUGAUGCCACAUUUAUUUUUCAAAAAAUCGCUCGUACACGUAAUUUGAUUUUCAAAGAGGGAAGUUUUCUGCAAUCAUUUUUAGCACUUCAACUUUAACCCUCUAGGCGGGGUGGACCAACCCUUACUAUUUCAAAUGAAACAAGGGGUCGAGUGAUACCUCUUUUAAAAGAGCGCUCAAUUUUCUUUCAUUUGAUGUCAUUUGAAAGGAAAUUGAACGGUCUUUUAAAACAGGUAUCACUCGACCCCCUGCUCCAUUUGGAAUGCUAAGGGCUGGUCCCAACCCCCCUAUAGGGUUAAAUUAUUGCUGAAAAUAUUUCAAACACUUCACACAAUCAAGUUACGUGUACGAGCGAUUUGAAAAAAAAUAAAAGUGACAUCAGAUAUUUAGCCUGUUUCGUUUUAAAUGGUAUACCCUGUAUAUUAUUACUCCCAAUAUUUGUUAAUUCUAGAAACAUCACGAAUGUCAUUUAUGUUUAUUAGUUUAUAACAUGUAUUAAUUAAUAAUGUAAUAAUGUUUCCUAUUGAUAUCCUUCAAAAUACAACCACAGGAGAAUGAGGGUAUUCAGGACAAAAUUACAAAAUAAUAUUCAAGAAGUACAAAAUUUUGAUGAUAAACCUAAUGAUUUUUUCUAGAAUGUGAGAUCCAAAUCUGAAGAUGAAUAAGUUCAAGUAUUAUAAUGAUCUCUCCUUCUUUGUCUUAUUUUUUUGAGGGUACCUUUAUUGACAGGAAAUAUUAUCUAUCUUUUUGUUAUUGUUUUGUAAAAUUUUUAUUUCUAAAUACAUACUGAAAAGGAAAUAUGAAAAAAAAUGUGAUACUUUCAAAUUAAAUUAACCGUUAAUUGUAAGUGAUUCCAUUUUUGAUAUUCUGUAAAUUUUAUUAUAUGAAAAAAUAUAAGUAGUACCUACUCUGAUUACAUUGUUGACAUACUUUAUUUGAGGUAAUACAAAAGAUUCACAUUUUUUGAAUCUGAGGAAAUCGCUAUUGACGAGCGCACUUGAAGCCGAAUUUUCCAUUCCUACUUUAGCUUGUUUUUUUUUGUUUGUAUUUUGUUUGUGUCUUGAGACUUUCUAAGCCCUUUGCCUCUUGCUAAUGUGACUAAUUUCCAAAGCGUUUUUUUGUCCAAUGCCAACGAUAUAAAUUCGUAACAUUUUGAAAGAAACUCUGGUUCAGUUUCCGUUCAUCAAAAUAUUCCCCUAAUACGAGAAACAUAUAUUGUGUAUAUUCUUCUCUAUUGCACAUAUCAAUUUCAGGCAUUUUUUGAGAGAAUUAUUUUGUAACAAGUACCUAAAUAUAACCCCAUCCCAAGCUCGGCGUGUGUUUUUUUUAGGUAUUUCAUUUAUAUCGUUGCAGUUAGAUGCCCUUAUAGUCCUUACAUUUACUGUAUUCCUUUUACCCGUUGAGUUACUUAGAGCUCCUCAAUGUCAAAAGCUUGAACGUUCCUUUUAAAAGUGCCUUAAGCACUCGAGUCGCUCAUAGUGCAUCCCCCUUUCCCCUGAUGCACCAAAUUUGUGGGGGGUGCAAGAAGCCCUUUUAGGUAAGGACGGUAAUGUUAAUAUUAAAAAAUAAUGAUAAAAUUUGAAUUGUGUUUUGGAGUGACUCCGAGGAGCUCGUUUGGUGUAACUCAAUGUAUAAAAGGAAUACAGUAAUUGCUACUUAGCAUUCACUAAAGUAAGGUAUAGGGUAAGGCUUAUCGUGGAGCGCGGUCAUAAAUCCAUGGCUUAAGGGUGAGAAUGCCAGGGAAACCUCAACACGAUCAAAAACUGCCUUUUUUUUCUUUUUUUAUUCUUCCUAAUUGGGUCCACCUGUACUUUGUAUACUCUACCUCAGAAAGUUCGUUUCAACCAAUGAAAUUCACUCUGACUGGUUUGUGAUUUCUGCAGAAACAGACCUAUUGGUUGAAACUAGUUUUCGGACUAUGUUCAACGAAUGAAAUUCGCUCUGACUAGUUUGUGAUUUCCGCAGAAACCGACCUAUAAUAAAUUAUAAUAGCCCUGUUCGGAUGUGAAAAAAGGACGGUUCUACAACGGUUCAAAACAAUCGCACGGUUUAUCAUUCAAUAAAAAUGACAACGGCUCAGCUACCACAAAUAAUUUCAAUAAACGCUGCGAGUGUUUUGAACCGUUCUCGAACGGUCCUUUUUUCAAACCCGAACAGGGCCAAUAUACAGGGUGCGGCAGUCAAACCUGCAAUUUUACAAAUAGCGCGGGAGCCAAGAAAGGGGAGAGUGGGGAGAGUGAUGAGUGAUCUGUUCCCCCUAUCGAAGCAUUUUGGUAGCCAUGGAACUAGGGGUCCAAACAAGAACGUUCCUUCGCCGUGAAAGCAUUUUAUCAAAGCGGUAGUUAUACAGCCGUUAAACGCCGCUUCCGUGUUCGUUUCCAAAUUAAUCGUAAUCGUCCAUCGCCUUGUGUUAACUGUUAACUCAAUAAAGUUAUGGGCACAAAAAUUUGAAAACAUCGGUGGAACGAGUUAACAGAAGGAACGGGUCGAUUACGAUUAAGUUGGAAAUGAACACGGAAGUGGCAUUGAACGAUUGUAUAACCACCGCUUUGAUAAAAUGACGACGGCGAAAGACCGUUCUUGCUUGGACCUUGGACCACUGUGCCAUAGCUACUAAAAUGUACAGUGACUCUAUUACCACAGUGGCGACAAUUGCUGUCUCAUUUUUUAUUGGUUUUUUAAAAUCCUAUGUAUUCAAAUAGAAAACGCCGCCAUUUUUUGCCCUGCUUCUUGCUAAUUUCAAAUAUGAAUAUAUAGGAUUUAAAUGGCCAUCCAUCAUAAAAACUUGAAAACAACGUAUUUGAUAACUAUUAUUAGGUACAUCAAAUAGGUUGUUUUCAAUUUUUUACGAUGGUUGUCCAUUUAAUGUCCAUUUCCACCAACUAUUUUAGGGAAGCCCUAACGAUAGGUAUGCCUUAAACUGACAUUUCUCCAUGUAAAAAUGUCAUUUUAGGGAAUACUUAUCGUUAGGGCUCCCCUAAAAUAGUUGGUGGAAACGGCCAUAAAUCCUAUAUACAGUGUCAUUACUUAAGUGUGCAACAUAUGGGAUUUUUUUAACUAAUAGCACAAUCAAAAUACAAACAAGGCCAAAAGUUGGUGCAUGUCUGAUAAUCAUAUUAGGUGCACUUAGAAUGGUUGCAAGUCAAACAGCAUACAGGGUAGCUCAAAAAAUAUCAAAAUUGUAGAAAUAUUUACUUAAAUAAAAUAAAACUUUUGCACUUUAAGGAGAGUUUUUUUAAUAUGGCUAUUAUCAUUAGUAAUGUUUUAACUUGUUAAAAAAAAAAUUGCGACAUUUUAAAGUUGUGUUGAAUAUCAUUGCAACAAACAUGAAUUUUGUGAUUCCAUAAAAAAUUAAAAAUCUAAGUUAAUUUUACAAAUAUGCUUGAAUUUGA
Messenger RNA from Ceutorhynchus assimilis (cabbage seed weevil), 4750 nucleotides. NCBI's taxonomy places the organism in Eukaryota, Metazoa, Arthropoda, Insecta, Coleoptera, Curculionidae. The record is from the annotation of a GenBank genome assembly.